This is a messenger RNA of Pundamilia nyererei, 2249 nucleotides long. Its product is annotated as IDNK gluconokinase. The coding region runs from base 192 to 761 and encodes 189 amino acids. Gene Ontology annotation, cellular component: cytoplasm. The record is from RefSeq and is a predicted model, not a curated record. Lineage: Eukaryota; Metazoa; Chordata; Actinopteri; Cichliformes; Cichlidae. The transcript has 6 exons. Gene Ontology annotation, molecular function: gluconokinase activity.
ACCGCGGUCCCUUUAAUUGUUAACGUAAGCGACGUGCUUUGUGCGUCAUCACGUCCCUUAGCAAAACAGCCAGAGGCCUUGGUCAAAUCGUUCGUUCACGGGAUGUUAUCGCCUCUUUCCUGCGCCGGAGUCACGUUUAGCAGGCAGGAAAAACCUGCUUUAAAUAUAGUGCAUGAAGAACCACAACCAGGAUGAUCUACAUCAUAAUGGGAGUCUCGGGUUGUGGAAAAAGCACCUUUGGGAUCUUCCUAUCUGAAAAGCUGGGUUGGCCCCUGUACGAAGGGGAUGACUUCCACCCACGGGAGAACAUCGAGAAGAUGUCUCGCGGUGAAGCGCUUACAGAUCAGGACAGAUUGCCGUGGCUUCUCAAACUACACGAAGUCAUUCAGAGAGAGAGGAGUUCAGGCUCUGAUGCUCUCCUGGUGUGCUCUGCACUGAAGCACCAGUACAGACGGAUCCUCCUCCAUGGCUCCAAAGCCCUCACUUCCCCUUCGGAGACAGACCAAGAAAUCUUCCCUCCGGCUUCUCCUGAUGUCUUUUUUCUUUUCCUUCGUGGUGACUAUGAAUUCAUUUACCAGAGGAUGGUGGCCCGGAGGGGUCACUAUAUGAAAGCCGACAUGCUGCGUUCCCAGUUUGAUACUUUAGAGGCUCCGUCUGAUGAGGAGAAUGUGUUGACACUGGACAUCCAGAGGGGCAUCGAUGAUAUGGCUGUGGAGGUUGAAAGGCACUUAAUCGACCACAGGUCAGGGCUACCAGCGUAGCCUUGACCACCACAACAGACCACAUGGGAUCCUUAGCAGCUGUAACAUUGAUAUUUCAGCAAAUAUUCAGGAUCCUGCAGGAUUACAUUUGAAUGACUUUGGUGAUUCCCUGUGUGGCUCUCCACAGCAACCAGGAAGUCACAGUUUCCACUUAUUUGAAAACAUCCAGCAUCUACUCGAUGGACUGGCACACGAGCUUGACAGUGGACAUCAGAUGUUUGGGUUUUUUUCCCUCUUUCCCUUGAAUAUCUUGAAAACAGUUGAGCAGUAGAUGAAUCCACAUGUUCGAUUAUUAUAUUGUCACAGAUGCACUUCCUGAUGUUCCCCUCCUAGUUACCCAGGCUUGGACAAAGACUGGAAAGUUGUGACUCCACAGGGCUGGUGUGGUGUCUCCUUCUGGGGUCCCUGUGGGCAUCUUUAGCAUGUAAGGUGAAUAAGUUAAAUACAACAUGGAGCCCAUUUUUAUAUAAACUUAAAUCUAUAUAAUUUUACAGAAAUAUAACAUCUCUGUAAAUUUUGUAAUAGAUUUUAAGGCCUCGGGAGUAAUAAAAAGUAUGAUUAAUGCCUUUAUUAGGACAAAAUUAAUAUUUUUAGAUACUUGAAAACUAAAUACCUACAAAGCUGUGAUAGAAAUGAUUAACAUGUCAACAUGACAGACUAAGAUGAUGAACAUCAGUGUAAUCACACUGUCAUGUGACAUUUUAGCACCAGCAGUUUGCCUAAGUAGAACAACACAGAGUGUGUGGCCUUUACUGUUGUUCUAGUCCCUUUUGAAUAGCUAAUUAAUGUCUGGUUUGUAGUGAGGAUGAGAAAUAAAUCACUGUUUCAGUCUUGAUGUAAAACCACAGAGUGUGGCAGGCUUGACGAGCUCAUUAGUUAUUUAGUGAAGAGUGGAAUACACAGUAUGUGUGAUUUUCUAGCUGGUUGCAAACAUUUAAAUAUUUAGGUGCCAUUCUAAUAAAUGCAUUGUGUGUAUGUGUGUAAGCUUUGAAACUGAACCGGUUUGUGCGUAUUUAAGGAUGGUAUCUUUUAAGAAUAUGCCAUGGUGAAGAUAAAAGGUUUUUACAGCCUGCUGUGAUUUCUGCCUGUGGGGGUGUGUCCUGCCUUAGGUACCGCCCUUCUGUACUGCUAAGACCAGAGUGCUUAAUUAAGGCCAGAUAGCACCAUCUUCCACUCCACACAAAUCUAAUUGUUUUUUGUUAAGUGACCAGCUUUUAGGUUUUUCUGUGUUUCUCUUCUUUUCAUAGUGAUAACAUGUGACGAAUCUCCUUUAGAGAAGCUCUUUAUUUGUCCUGAUGAUUGUCCUCAACAAACCCAAAGAUAGUCAGGUCACAUAAGCAUCUUUGUUUGUUUUAGAGCCCUAGAAAACUCUGCACAGUGUCUUCUCUGCUGAGAAUGUUUCUUUAUCAUUUUCAGGAUAACAAGUUUCUUCUGAGAUUGAAAUCUUCACACCAACAAAGUCGAAUCAUUAAAGAGAUUUAACCUGAA